GUGAAGACGAGAGAGACGACGAGAGAGAGCUUCGACAGACUGAAAGUGUGUAGUUGGAUUCGUGAACUGAAGGGAGAGUGGGAAGAACGGUCAAAAUGAGCGAGGAGGGAGAAUCUAGGCGGGGGAAUGAAGGGGGUGGUUCGUUACCACCGGAUGGACGAAAAUGUUACAAGUGUGGGGAGAGCGGACACUUCGUCCGGGACUGUGCCGAAUAUUGGAGAGUACGAGCGCAGGGGAGGACUUUCGUUCCAUUGAGAUUACGGACAACGCAAACAAGAACUGGUAGCACCAAUACGAGCGGCGAGUAUAUGAAUUCGCGUCGGAGCCGGUCGACAGACAGUGGGAACGAGCGUAGCAUGGAGAAUACCGAUUCGCUCAUACGGGAUAAAUUCUUACAGGUGGCCGAAGAAAGGAGGGAGAGAGUUGAAUGUGAAAGAGAGAUCGAGAGAAGGAGGCUAGAAGAGGAAGUAAAACGAGCCAAGGAGUUAAAGAGAGCGCUAAGAGAAGAACAAAGGCUUCAACGGGAAGAGGAACGAGAUGCCCGCCUGAUGCGGAUCAUUCGUGGUGAGAUGAGAAAGGAGCGUGAGGAAGAAAUUGAGCGGUAUGAACUCAGAGGAGGGAGAUCAAGUAAGACAACGAGUCGUGCUGAUGCAAACAACGAGGAGAAGGAAAGCCUUCGAAGAAUGAUUGCAUUGAAAACAUUGGGAAUGGAGGAAACUGAGGACGAGGAGCUGCUGGCGCUUCCAAGGCAAGCAGCGAAACUGGAUCUUCUGGAAAAAAGGAAGCGGGGUCCAGACAUAGCGGUGGGGGAUAGUCCACCGAUGACUACCCCGGAGAAAAGAUCGAACACGAAGUUAUCGGAGGAGGCUAAGGCGAGGAUUCAAUCGAUUAAGGGAGAACAAGCGAAGGAGGUCGCAACAUCAAGCACACCAUCGAAGAUAGACUUGUCAUUGAAACACAUCAUGGCAUCCUGCGGACCAGGAGGGCGAGAGACAUUCGAGAAAGAACGUCAAGACUUCUACGACGCGCUAAACAUUGAAGAACUAAAGGAAGCGUGCCGCCGCGAGAAAGUGGCAUAUGGUAAGCGGGAGUUGGCAAUUAAGCGACUGAUCACUCGUCGUUCGGUGGUGGCAUAUGAUCCCUCGAACAUUCCACUACCUGUGACGCCACGCACUACGACAAGGACGAGUAAGGGCGUGGCUAUUAAGGAGGAAGCCAGACCCGUGAGUUCAGAGUCGGACGAUUCAUUCUCGGAUGAUGACUCCGAGUGAGGAGCUUGUCGUCGCGACGACUUUCUGGAUAGAGCGAAUGAGUUGAGUAAUCGAAGACAGGCGAAUCAGGGUAAGUGCAGAUCUGAUGAGAGGGAAUUUAGAGCAGCCACGAUUGGACUGAUACUGACGGGUAGGGCGAGAUGGGGUGAAAAGUUUGUGGGAUAUUGGAAGGAUGAAUUGGAUAGGGGGACCUUUGACUUAACAGAACCAAAGAGUUGUGUAUAUGUCCUACUAUCGUCGUGGCAUAAGCAAGUUUAUAUUGGUUUGACGGAGAGGAGCCUCUGGGCAAGAUGGCAGGAACACCUCUGUCAAGGGCGAAAGCAGAACAGGCGAGGGAGGACCGUAUAUAACUGGUUUGGUAAAGUGGGUGCACAUAAGAAUGAACAUAGUAUUCGUGAAAACCUAACAAAACCAGAAAACCUAA
Molecule: messenger RNA, 1695 nt
Organism: Chara braunii
Lineage: Eukaryota; Viridiplantae; Streptophyta; Charophyceae; Charales; Characeae
Source: the annotation of a GenBank genome assembly